GGUGCAGAAGUACGGUAGAUACGACUGGGAAGGAGAAAAAGGAUAGAGGGACCAAAUGGUAAAAAGCUCAGUGUUAUGUGCUUAGGAAUUUGAAUGCCCACGCUGUUGAUUAAGGGAAGAAGAUGGGGUAGAUUUUGAAAGUUUUAAAGAGAAAAAAUGGCAUUAGAUUUUUUUUUAGGGGGAGGGGCUUGGCUAGGUUUGGCUUGGUGUUUGAAGUGACAGAAAGAAUGCAAGAUGAAAUGGGAAGAAGGAGAAGAAGCCAAUUAUAAGGUUGUUAUUGCAAGUGAGAAAUUAUGUGGGCUCAGUUGAAACAGUAAGACAAGACUAUAGAAAAGGUGGCAGAGUUUAGGUAUUUUAAGAGAACCAAUAUAAAAAGUAUAGUUUGAGAAAUGCCUAUAACAGGUCUUGUGUUUAAACUUGGAUAGCUACUGGGGUCAUAAUGUCAUCCUCCAGCUCAGGGAGCCCUAAAAGAAAGACAGGUUUAGAAAUGUAGGUAAUGGACUUAGGGCAGUGGGAGAUUCAAAGCUGAAAAUUAGGAGAGAAGUCAGGCUAAAAUAUAGAUUUGGCUGAUACUAGGAUUUCAUGGAAUUAUUUUUCUUAAUGAUAAGAAGCCAGGAAAAUAGCAUUACUGCAGAGAGGCUUUGGAUGAGGUUUUUUUUUUUUUUUUAAGUCAUCAGAUCUGACAGUUGGAAAGUCGCUGGUGACUUCAAAAAGAACAAUUUGAGUAGAUGUGGGUGGGGUAUAACUAUAUCAUGUUGAGUGAGUUAAAAAGUGAGAGGAGAAAUGGGUUUUUCUUUUUCAUCCAAGAUCUUUGCCCUUUUCCCUUUCCCAAUGCUCCUUUUGCAAAGAUUUCAACCUGACCACAGAUUCUCUUUCCCUCUUUCCUUCUUCCUCCUUAAGUCUGUAGUCAGGACCUAUGACUUGUGUACCAAAACUAGGGACAUGAUGAACUGAAAUCUAUUCUCAUAGCUUAGGAUCUGAGAAGAUGGCCAGAGAUAGGGGAGUCUGAUGUCGCAAGUGGCAUUUAUAGUGGGAAAUAGCAGGUCAGACCAAUCUGGGACAGGGGGCCAUUACACAGGUCUCUAUUGUGAAUGCAAACACUGGACCUAGAAACUAAGGUAACUGCAAGUGCUGGUGGAAGAAACACAGAAUCAGUGGAGAAACUCAGCCUCAGUGAGAAAGUGGAAUCUGGCAAAAUGUGGGGGUGGGGGAGUAGAAUCUGACAGUAAACUGAUAUUAACUAGAAAUUCAAGCAGAGAUGUUUAGGUUUCUUAGGACACAGGGACUGAAGACGUGCAGACUGUUGUGAUAUUACAAUAAUUGUGGCCUUGAAGAUAAUAGUGAGGGGACAGUUAAUGAAUUGGGUUCUAGAAACACCGGUCAUCAAUAUAUUUAACAAAAAUAUUUGUGAAACCAAAACGUUGCCAGAUUAUUUGGAGGAAAGGGGUUAGAUACUGAUGUUCUUGAAGAGCUAAACAUUAAUUUGUGAGUUCUCUCCAAAGAGGGGGAGAAGGUAGUGACUAAGAUAUGCCAGGUAGCGUGGAGGUGCAGAGUCCAAGAGAGACUUGCACCUCGGAAAGAAUUGGAAGUUCAAGACUAGGCCUCAUGCCCUUAACCUGGGGACCCUAGGAAUUACCAGCGGCUCUACCAGAUUCCCCUAUCAUGCAUGGCCCAUCACAACCUUGACCUGUUUCUCUCGACUGCACUGCCCUAUCCGUCCACUGGGGGGCAGGGCUCGAGAGCGAGGCUGGUGUCUGUUCCGAUGCCUCGAGAACCAUCAGUUCCUACCAGACUCCCAGAGCUGGGACGUCUCAGCCCAUGGCAAGCUACAGCCCCUCAAACCUCUCCCUACUGCCAGGCAGUAGUGAGGACAGACCCGGAGGGCCUAUGCCGGUGCGGGUUGACACUCCAGUCUGGUUCGGUGCCCAGACAGCUCCUGGCAAGCUGAUGAUCCGACCUGGGGUCAUACCUAUGGUCUGCCCAGGCUCUCAAGUUUGGGGGCUGCCCAUGGGUCCCCCGCUUUACGAGUUCCAGAGUGCGAUGGCACCUUGUGGGCCCAGAUUUGGAGCUGGCGAAGCGGCUGCCUGGUUCCCAAUCCCUUCGGAGGGAUCUUUCCCAGGACCCUGCAUUGUCCUGCAGUGCAUCCCCAAGAUGGAGCUGCCAGAGGAUGUCUCAGCCAUAGAGAAAGAGAUGGAACAGCUGGCCAAGGAACUUAGGCAGAAGAGGAUGACCCUGGGGUACUCUCAGGCCGACGUAGGGUUUGCUAUAGGUGCACUCUUUGGCAAGGUGCUUAGCCAGACAACCAUCUGCCGUUUCGAGGCCCAGCAACUCAGCCUGGCCAACAUGUGGAAACUUCGUCCACUGCUGAAAAUGUGGCUGGAAGAAGUAGACACCAAGAACUUUCUGGGCUUAUGCCGGAUGGAAAUGAUCUUGAAGCAGGCACGGAAGCAGAGACGGGCAAGCAGAGAGAGACGCAUCGGAAACAACCUGGAGAAGCUCUUCCUGCAGUGUCCCAGGCCCACACCGCAGCAAAUCAGCCACAUUGCUGGACAGCUCCGGCUCCAGAAGGACUUGGUCCGUGUUUGGUUCUACAACCGGAGCAAGAUGAGCAGCCGGCCCACCAAUGAUUUCUCUCCAUCGGAGGAAGUGGGGCCAGUUGAGCUGUCUUUUCCAGGGGCCCCUGUGUACUUUCCCCUGGCACCAAGGUUCCAUUUCAGUUCCUCCCACUAUGGGGGGCCCUACUUUACCCCACUGUAUUCUUCAGCUCCUUUCCCUGUCGGGGGGACCUUUCUUUCAGCACCUGUGAAUACUCUGGGCCUCCCCAGGCUUUCUAGCUAAAGGGUCUUCUCCUCUGGGGAGUGCAAAACUAGGGAAACCAGUCCCUGCAAUUCAGUUGGGCUUUUACCAUUAAGUUCUUCACUCACUAUUUAAAGGGGUUAAGAAUAUUUAGGGGGUGGGGGAUAGAUUUAUUUCAGAAUAUUUGAGAAGUUGGAGUUUCUGUUUUGUGGUUUUCCCUAGCAGUUUUAAGGUACCUUACAAUACAUCAAAAAAAUGUUUCAAAUAUUUUGUUUCCCUUUAUUUUUUAAUUAAGUGAAAGUCAAAUGCGCCUUUAAUUCCUUGUGAUCCUCAGGAAACAUGAAGACAUACAGAAGACCAACAAUCUCUAAAGUCCAAACCACAAGCUCCUAGAAGUAGAGUUAAAUGGACAGGUGGCAGAGUAUAAAUGACAUAGAUUCAGAAUAUGCAGUGCCUAGUAGUGACUACACUGUAGAAUGCCUAAGCUAUUUCUU
This is a messenger RNA of Erinaceus europaeus (western European hedgehog), 3290 nucleotides long. It is a transcript of the gene POU5F2, whose product is annotated as POU domain class 5, transcription factor 2. The transcript has a single exon. Gene Ontology annotation, molecular function: RNA polymerase II cis-regulatory region sequence-specific DNA binding; DNA-binding transcription factor activity, RNA polymerase II-specific. The coding region runs from base 1819 to 2838 and encodes 339 amino acids. Lineage: Eukaryota; Metazoa; Chordata; Mammalia; Eulipotyphla; Erinaceidae. The record is from RefSeq and is a predicted model, not a curated record. Gene Ontology annotation, biological process: regulation of transcription by RNA polymerase II.